This is a messenger RNA of Periconia digitata, 2382 nucleotides long. Lineage: Eukaryota; Fungi; Ascomycota; Dothideomycetes; Pleosporales; Periconiaceae. The record is from the annotation of a GenBank genome assembly.
UCAUCGCGUUUCCAUAGUUCACGGUGCGUUGUCGAAGAUACUGUCCCGAUGCUGGAUCCCAUCACUUCAUUGAGUCUCGCGAGUGGUAUCAUAACGCUGGUGGACUUUGGCGCGAAAUGUAUCAAGAAUGCCCGCGAGAUUGCAGAAUAUGGAUGCACUGAAGAGCAACGACACUUGCGAAUCAUCACUUCCGACCUAAUCUCUGUAUCCAGUGAUAUCACAAAUCAGAUAGGCAGCAGUGCAGUUCACGGUCUGGCCCAGCAAACCCAGGAUGUUGCGCAAGAACUCUCUCAGAUGCUGGCGAAAGUGCAAAUCGAUGACCAGGAUCAGAAUCAACCUCGCUUAGGCAAAAGGAAACGCAUAGUGAAGAACCUCAUGUACACCGCAUGGAGGAAGGACGACAUCAACAAAAUGGAAAAACACUUGAGUGAUUUAAGACAGCAGAUGGUGCUGAGGCUUAGUCUUACGCAGAGUCAGUCGUUAUCGGAUGUACUCAAUCGUCUGAGUGUUCCCGGCCAGAAAGUGUACGAAGAGCAAACAGCUCUUCUGGGGCAACUCGAGAAGUACUUGAAGAGCACUCAAACUCAUGGCAUUGAGCUCAAGCCAUCUGAUGCAGGGGGAGAUCAAGAUGUCCUGUCAUGCUUGGCGGGGUUGAUCGAUCAGGGGCGAACAAUCACCAGAUGCCAACAUAUACUGAAGUCGCUUGAGUUUGAGGGUCUCUAUGCACGGGAACAGAUGAUCCCUGUUGCUCACCAAUCGACCUUCACAUGGAUCUUGAAAGAAAAACGCCAUGGGUUCGUGGACUGGGCCAGUCAUCAAAAUGGGAUAUUCUGGAUGACUGGCAAGCCAGGAUCAGGAAAGUCAACGUUAAUGAAAUAUUUGAUUCGCGAACCUGAGACACGCAAGCUUCUACGGCAGUGGGCUGGAACCCGCCGUCUCGGUGUUGCAAGCCACUACUUUUGGAACUCGGGUACCACCAUGCAAAAAUCCGAAGAAGGUUUACUGCAGAAGCUGCUAUACGACAUCGUUUGCCAAUUUCCAGCUGAAGCACUCAAAGCCAUCCCCGCCGAGUUCACAGAUGCAAAAGUACUUGGGAACGUACCUUGGACAGUCGACGACUUGCGAAAAGUAUUGGAAGCUUUUGGACAGAACGAGGAUCUAGAUACCAAGUUUUGCUUCUUCAUCGACGGCCUUGAUGAGUAUCGCAGCGACCACGGUGAGCUUGUGGAAUGUUUGUCAAGACUUUCACGCUGUCCUAGCAUCAAACUCUGCGUCUCUAGUAGACCCUGGAAUGUUUUCACUCAAGCUUACAACAAUCGCGCUCAAGGGCAGCUUGCAGUGCAUGAGCUCACGCGAGCUGAUAUCAGGAAGAUGGUUGAAGAUCGGAUGAGCACAAGCGAAGCUUUUCGAGCUUUGCAGGUUGCUAGUCCGCAAGCUGGUGCUGAUAUAGUCGCAGAGAUUUGCGAUAAGGCGCAAGGCGUGUUUCUGUGGGUGCAUUUGGUUCUCCGAUCGCUUCUCAGGGGGAUGAACGAUAACGACGACGACAUUGAUAUCUUGCGUGAGCGCGUGAGAGAAUGCCCAGACACACUCGAUGGAUACUUCGAUCGGAUGUUCCAGCGCAUUGAAAAAGUCUAUAAGAAGCAAUCGGCACGUAUCCUUCUGGUCGCUCUCGCUGUCGAUGGACCACUUCCGAUUCGAGCACCUUCAUUUAUUGGCGAAGAAUUGAAGAAUUCAGACUAUGCCCAAAACAUGCGCUUGUUUUCCGUCGGCGGCAGUCAAGAGAUUUCUCAUAAGUGCGACAAAAACCGUUCAUCCACAAGAAGGGUCCCCACCUUGCAGGGCAGGUCAAUAUCCAUGAUCAAAGAAGCUCUGUCGGGCGGCGAAGAGUACGAGAUCCAAAAGGCCCGAAGAUAUCUUGACGCUCGAUGCGGAGAUCUCCUCGAAGUAAACAUAGGAACCAUCACCUUCCUUCAUCGCACAGCAAGGGAUUUUCUCGAGCGUGACGACAUGGCGGACAGUAUACGCAGAAUCGCCACUGAUGACUUCGACACGCAUCUUUCCCUCGCCCGACUCAGCCUAGCACAACUAAAAAGCGUAUGGCCUAACCGAAGUGAAGAGCUGGAAAUUCUUCUGAAACAAGUCCUCGGAGCAGAGAACAAGAUCUUAAACACAAGUAAAUCAAAGUAUGCCGAUGUACUCGAGGAUAUUGAUCAGCACGGUGUUGCACUAUUCGACGCGCAAGACCGAAUAGCAGGACGCAGUUUCGGGGGAAACUCCCAUGUGCCACAGGAAAGGGUGAAAUAUGAAGACUCGGUGGACUUUAUCAAGAUUCAUGGAGCACUCGUGCGAAUGGGACGAUGCUGUCAAGCUCUAGUCCACUGA